Molecule: messenger RNA, 4339 nt
Organism: Darwinula stevensoni
Lineage: Eukaryota; Metazoa; Arthropoda; Ostracoda; Podocopida; Darwinulidae
Source: the annotation of a GenBank genome assembly
AUCAUUUCUUUCUUAUGUUCCAGGUCUGCCUUUUUGCCGCCUCUUACUGGAGGUGGGCAUGUAAAUAGUGUGAUUAUCGUGUACAAAUGGCACCGAAGAUUCCGACCCUUCCUUAGUUGUGUUGUUUGAGAAGAGAGAGGUAGACGUUGUGACUGCUGAGGAGAGUCUAGACAUAGAUGUCCCAUUGAGAAACAGUUCCAGCAUGAGAUGGGACCAUGGAGUUGUUCAAGGAAUGGGGAUGGUAGGGAAUGCUCAUCCUCAUGCAAGGGGGAAUUUUUCUGAAGGAGUACCUGGAGUUUUAUCCCCCCGAGGCCCUGGAGAAACAGUUGAUCUAGGAGUCAAAAUGGUCAAUUACGUCCUUGGUUCUUCGCCUGCUGUCAAGGAUUUGGAGGCUCGCAUGCGCUCCCUUGCCAUGAAUGCAGGAGGCGUUGGUGAGAUGGAACCAGAAAAGGGGGAAAUGGGACCCCCUCCACCCAUGCCUAAACCUGAUUUGGAGAAUGGACACCCUGGCCAGAAUGGCAUUAUCCAGAACGGCAUGACUUCUGAGGAAGAAGCACGGUUUCAAGCUGCAAGAAGUGGGCAGCAGAGCCCAACAGAAGAACAAGAAGUGAAGAAUGGAGGGGACUUUGGUGUCAAUCUGAAUCAGCAUCAUGUUCACUCAUCACAUCCUCAUCAUUCCCAUCAAGGACCCCCAAAUUCAUGCCUCCAUGGCUUGGAUCCAUCUGGUCCUGGCUCUCUUCAUGAGCCUGUCAUUGUUGAUCCUGUUCUUCCCUUUGGACAAGAUGGUUACAUGAUUCCACCCAUGGAUUCCCCCAAUCUUCUUCCUAAUCCUGGAAUGGAAAAUCAGGCAAUGAACUCAUCUCACACACACUUUGUUGAAUCCAAGGACCUUCUGAGCAAUGUGGUGGAUAGAGCCAUGGCUACCCAGAUGAAGGUUUGUGAAAAGAAGUUUCGAAUGCAUAUAACCAGUCUGUUCUACAGUGAUGAGGCACUGAAGGAAAGGAUAAAGCUGCUGUACAGAAAUGGAGGUGGACCUGGCAGUGGAGGUGGGCCUGGAGGUGGUGGAGGAGGGGGGGGUGGGGGAGGAGGGGGGGGUGGAGGAAAUGGUGGCCCUCCCAUGCCUCAGCAUCCCUUGUUGGCUCAGCAGUACCAACAGCUUGGGAUUCCUCCUACUGCUCCUGGACCUUUUGGUGCAACACCAUAUGUGAUCAAUCCUCAAGAUCCCUACCUAGGCACAUUAUUUGCAGGAACAGCUAUGCCACAAUAUUAUGGGGUGGCACCAUGGGGAAUGUAUCCAGCAAAUUUGCUUCAAGCAGCUGCAGCAGCAACAGCACAAGGUAGCCCAGGAGUGAGCACAGCUGGGGGAGGUGGUGGUGGACCAGGACCAGGUCCUGCUGGAAGUCCAAAUCACUUACCUCAGUCCCGCAGAGCCCUCUCCCCAUCACAGACAGCCUCUUCACCUGUUGAUAUGCAGGGAAAUGGAUACCAGGUGAUCCCAGCAUAUUAUGACCAAAGUGGAUCCCUCAUUAUGAGCAACAUGCGGAGUGGUGGCCCAUUGCGACUCAUAUCUCCAGCCUCAGUGAUUAUGAAUCCUAAUGGAACUCCUGGUGUGGGUGGUAAUGGACGACGAGAUUCCAUGGAAAGAAACAAUUCUGGUUUCCCCUCGUCAAUGGAUUACCGUGGUGGGAAGUGGUCUCAGACUUUUGGACCAUUGGGGCUUGCAGGUGGGAAUUUGACACCGCCACCCAUCACACCAACGCUUCCAGGAGGAGCUGGUGGCUUGCCAUUUGGAGCAUUAUUUGGUGGUCCAACACGCCCAGUCCCAGCCACUCCUGGAUCCGACAAAUUCCGAUCUGGACUCUCUUCUGGUAUGGGCUGGUCAGGUGGACUAUUCCCCCAGAACCUCAGGAGACCUCCAAUGGAAAAACCAUCUGGUAGGAGUCGACUACUUGAAGAUUUCAGGAACAAUCGAUUUCCCUCCCUCAGUCUGCGUGAUUUGACAAACCAUUUUGUGGAAUUCUCACAAGACCAACAUGGGUCUCGCUUCAUUCAGCAAAAACUAGAACGUGCAUCCACCCCUGAGAAACAAAUGGUAUUUAAUGAAAUUGUGUCUGCAGCAUAUGUCCUCAUGACAGAUGUGUUUGGCAACUAUGUCAUUCAGAAGUUUUUUGAGUUUGGGACGGCUGAACAGAAGACUGCACUUGCACAGAAGGUACGAGGAAGUGUGUUGCCCCUGGCGCUCCAGAUGUAUGGUUGUCGUGUGAUCCAGAAGGCUUUGGAAUCCAUUUCUCCUGAACAACAGAAGGAGUUAGUGAAAGAACUGGACAAUCAUGUGUUGAAAUGUGUCAAGGAUCAAAAUGGGAAUCAUGUGGUUCAAAAAUGCAUCGAGUGUGUGGAUCCAUCAGCUUUGCAGUUCAUCAUCAAUGCUUUUCAGGGACAGGUGUUUGCCCUGUCUACCCAUCCAUAUGGAUGUCGUGUUAUCCAGAGGAUAUUGGAGCACUGCACUCCUGAACAAACCACCCCAAUCCUUGAAGAACUGCAUGCACACACAGAGCAACUAAUUCAGGAUCAAUAUGGGAAUUAUGUUGUUCAACAUGUUUUGGAGCAUGGAAAACCAGAAGACAAAUCCAAGAUAAUAGGAGUUGUCAGAGGGAAAGUUUUGCCACUUUCCCAGCAUAAGUUUGCUUCCAAUGUUGUGGAGAAGUGCAUCCAAUGGGCAACUCGUGCUGAGCGGAGCCUCCUCAUAGAAGAAGUCUGCAUGUACAGUGAUGGUCCUUCAGGCCCACUGCAAACAAUGAUGAAGGACCAGUAUGCUAACUACGUCGUGCAGAAGAUGCUCGACCUGGCCGAACCACAGCAGCGGAAACUGUUGAUGAGUAAAAUUAAGCCUCAUGUGGCCACUCUUCGAAAAUACACGUACGGGAAGCACAUUCUGGCAAAGCUUGAGAAGUAUUUCCUCAAGAACAAUGAACUGGGUCCCAUAGGAGGGCCACUGACUGGGCUGUGAACUUCUCCCUCCUUGUUUCACCGUUUCAUUUUGCUGCUUCUCCCCUUUUUAACCAUGUUAUGUUUCUUGAUUUGCAUUCGUUUCCAUGCGGGAAACUUGUGUCUUGUUUUUGCAUCUGAACUCGCAUGUGUGAUUCAGUCUGGGACGACUUUGAAAAAUGAGGAAUGAAAAGGUUAGUGUAUGCUCUGACUGGGAAGGUUUUUGCAAUCAUCAAUUAUGGUAGACAUGGUACAUUCCCGUACUGAAAGCAACAGGCACUGUAAUUCCUCAUACCUCAACUGUCUGGAGGAACUCCUUUCUCCCCCACUCAUAAUAUCAAAUGAUCAAGGAGCAAGAUGAAAUUUUGUUUUACUGAAGAACUGUGCUUGUGAGAGUGUGAUAAAUUCCCAUGUACUGACAUGUCUACGCUUCACGUGGCAUACUGUACCACAGCCGUUGUAGCCUAGAUGUACAUUUCCGUUUUUUUUAUUGUAUUCGACUCCUACCAGAGACUGUGAUAUCUCAGCCCUUCCAUGUAUAAAUCAAGAGAGGAAUUGUAUCGGGGGGAAUUGUGAAAUUUUUUCCUUUCCCUUAGGUACACUCUGUACAGUUUUUUAUAGCUGACCUUCCCCCCCCCCAAAAAAAAGGGAGAGAAAGUUGAGCUUGCAAAAGCCUUUCCCAGCUGAGAUGAAGAGUCCAGGCUGACAUGCCCCAGAAGACACGAACAGUAGAUUUCCCUGCUUUUUUCUGCUCAAGAAUGGAAGGCUCGAGGAGCGAGGGCAUUGCUAGCAUGACCUUGUAAAUAAUGGACUUUUCCCUGAUACAUUUUUGUGCAGAAAAUACUUAUUUUGAAAGAAUGUCCUUUGAAAAAUUUGACAAUGUACAUAUUGUAAAUAAAAAAUUCCUUUGAAAAUAAGAAAAAAAAACAAAAAAAGCAAAUGAGCAACUUAGGCUGUAGGUCUGUGUUUGAUUGAAUGUUGCUGCAUGAGAUGAAUGACAAAACAGUUGCUCGAUAAGGUUGAUGAUUUGAUGAAUGAAACGAUCUCAUUUAAGCAUGCAGAAACAAGCAGCGUGAUGAUGCCUUCUCUGUAUAUAAUGGAUCCUGAGCUGUGACUGGUUGUUGGCUUGCAUGUUUUUUGUUUUUCAAAGGAAAAUGAGUGAGUGAAGAUGCCAGAAAAUUUUGUGUGAACCUGAAGGACCAAAUCUUUCUCACUUCGCUCCCCACCUCCUGUAAAGUUUUUGUUUGUUAUUCUGUGUUUUUUUUACCAGUUGUUUCCGUUUUUCUUGUUCCUUCUGCCCCUGGAUGAUUUGAAGAUGAUAAUGAUGGAAUUGCAAGCGAUGGAUUCUGUUGAU